Cydia amplana is the source of this 1074-nucleotide messenger RNA. RefSeq names its product store-operated calcium entry regulator STIMATE-like. Gene Ontology annotation, cellular component: membrane. Lineage: Eukaryota; Metazoa; Arthropoda; Insecta; Lepidoptera; Tortricidae. The transcript is spliced from 6 exons. Bases 228 to 1001 code for a protein of 257 amino acids. The record is from RefSeq and is a predicted model, not a curated record.
AUAUUAGCCGUCAACCCAUCGUUCUCCAAUACGAAAAAAAGUGCGAAUAAUGUUUAUUGUACAUAUUUUAUAUUAGUUUUGAUAAUCAACUUUACAACUAUUCAGAAUUUAAAAACCAACACAUUGCGAUGGCAUAGAAAGUUAUAAAAUGUAAUUCAUUUCACCGAAACAUGUGUUUAAUAAUAUUAGUGCAGUGAACGUGUUUAUUGGAUUAUAAAAAUAGUGCAAUGAAUAAUAGUACAUAUUUUAGCGAGUUCCACUGCUCGAAAGAUGCACUUACGGACACUUAUGGCUGGUUUAUGCAAGUUCUCUUGGCGGUUUUGGCGUUUACAUGCCUGAUCGGCAAAAGAUUUUGUGAGCCCCGCUAUGCCAGGAGACCCUGGCUCAUUUGGUUCUAUGACACCUCAAAACAAGGCCUGGGCGCUCUAAUCAUACAUGCAGCUAACAUUUGGAUAUCUCCACAUUUUGAGGGAAACACUUGUACUUGGUACAUAGUGAACUUCAUGGUGGACUCCACAUUAGGGUUACUCAUCAUUUGGGCAGGCAUCAGGCUUGCUCAAUACUGUGCUAGACAUUAUGACAUCCCACUUAUUAAUUUUGGGGAAUAUGGCAAGCCCCCAAUGUGUUCAGCGUGGCUCUGCCAAUGCGUGCUUUACGCGGCGCUAGCGACAUUCGCCAAGUCGGCGCUAGCGCUAAUACUGCGGUUGCCGCGCGUGGCGCGCGCGUUGGCGACCUUACCGCUGUCGCCAGUGUCCGACCCCAAGUUAGAACUGGCCGUCGUCAUGCUCAUCAUACCCUUCUUUGUCAAUAUAUUAAUUUUCUGGGUGACGGACAACUUCCUAAUGUAUCAUCCGAGAGGAGUGAGUUCCAAGUUAAAAUCUAAGCAUUUACGAACGGAUGAACCUCUCCAGGUGAGAUACCAGUCAAUAAAGAAGGAGAAGUCAGCUUCCGAGGAGGACGAGCACUCGGCCGACGAGCGCCUGCUGGCCGCCAACGUAUGACCCCAACCCAAGCCCCGAGUGCUGCGGGCAUAACGCAAUCUCUUACAUGCACCCUUAUUCAUAAAACUUAUCU